Molecule: messenger RNA, 2967 nt
Organism: Microcebus murinus (gray mouse lemur)
Lineage: Eukaryota; Metazoa; Chordata; Mammalia; Primates; Cheirogaleidae
Gene: SLC16A10
Product: solute carrier family 16 member 10
Biological process (GO): transmembrane transport
Cellular component (GO): basolateral plasma membrane
Molecular function (GO): transmembrane transporter activity
Source: RefSeq, a predicted model, not a curated record
GGGGUGCGGGGCUGUGGAGUGUGAGGCCCCGGUCUGGGUCCCUGAGGCGCUCGCGCACCGCCGCUGUCCUUGCGGCCGCCCCUACGCUGUUCGCGGCCCGCCCGUCCCGGGCUUCGCCGUCCUCGCCUCGGCCUCAACAGCCUGCCCGGCGCUCGGCAGCUCCUCGGUGAGCCCGCUGGGACCUCGCGCCCCUCGCGCUCCUCUGGCGCCCGAGGGGGGCGGCUUGGGCCAUGGUGCCCUCCCAGGAGGAGCCCGCCGCCGCGCGGGGCACAGGCGAGGCGCAGCCGCUCGGCCCCGCGCCCAUGGGGGCGACAGAGCUGCCCGGCCCCGCUCCCGGCCCCUCAGACAGUCCCGAGGCGGCCGCCGAGAAGGUGGAGGUGGAGCUGGCGGGGCCCGCGGAGGCGGAGCUGCGUGAGCCCCCCGAGCCCCCCGAGGGCGGCUGGGGCUGGCUGGUGAUGCUGGCGGCCAUGUGGUGCAACGGGUCGGUGUUCGGCAUCCAGAACGCCUGUGGGGUGCUGUUCGUGUCCAUGCUGGAGACCUUCGGCUCCAAAGACGAUGACAAGAUGGUCUUCAAGACAGCAUGGGUAAGUUCUCUCUCCAUGGGGAUGAUUUUCUUUUGCUGCCCAAUAGCCAGCGUCUUCACAGACAUAUUUGGUUGUCGGAAAACAGCUGUUGUGGGUGCUGCUGUUGGAUUCAUUGGACUCAUGUCCAGUUCUUUUGUAAAGUCCAUCGAGCCUCUGUACCUAACCUAUGGAAUCAUAUUUGCCUGCGGCUGCUCCUUUGCAUACCAGCCUUCAUUGGUUAUUUUGGGACACUAUUUCAAGAAGCGCCUUGGACUGGUGAAUGGCAUUGUCACUGCUGGCAGCAGUAUCUUCACAAUUUUGCUACCUUUGCUUUUAAGGGUUCUAAUUGACAGCGUGGGCCUCUUUUACACACUGAGGGUCCUCUGCAUCUUCAUGUUUGUUCUCUUUCUGGCUGGUUUUACUUACCGACCUCUUACUUCCAGUACCAAAGAUAAAGAGAGUGGAAGCAGCGGAUCCUCCCUCUUUUCCAGGAGAAAGUUCAAUCCUCCAAAAAAAAUUUUCAAUUUUGGCCUCUUCAAGGUGACAGCUUAUGCAGUGUGGGCAGUUGGAAUACCACUUGCACUUUUUGGAUACUUUGUGCCUUAUGUUCACUUGAUGAAACAUGUGGAGGAAAGAUUUCAAGAUGAAAAAAAUAAAGAGGUGGUUCUCAUGUGUAUUGGCAUCACUUCAGGAGUUGGACGACUACUCUUUGGCCGGAUUGCAGAUUAUGUACCUGGUGUGAAGAAGGUUUAUCUGCAGGUACUCUCCUUCUUCUUCAUCGGUCUAAUGUCCAUGAUGAUUCCCCUGUGUAGCGUCUUUGGGGCCCUCAUUGCUGUCUGUCUCAUCAUGGGUCUCUUUGAUGGAUGCUUCAUUUGUAUUAUGGCCCCCAUAGCCUUUGAGUUAGUUGGUGCCCAGGAUGUCUCCCAAGCAAUUGGAUUUCUGCUCGGAUUCAUGUCUGUUCCCAUGACUGUGGGCCCACCCAUUGCAGGGUUACUUCGUGACAAGCUGGGCUCCUAUGAUGUGUCAUUCUACCUCGCUGGGAUCCCUCCCCUUAUUGGAGGUGUUGUGCUUUGUUUUAUUCCAUGGAUCCACAGUAAGAAGCAAAGACAGAUCAGUAAGACCACUGGAGGAGAAAAGAUGGAGAAAAUGUUGGGAAACCAGAACUCUCUGCUAUCAAGCUCGUCUGGAAUCUUCAAGAAAGAAUCUGAUUCUAUUAUUUAAUGUUUUAUAUACCUCUACCAGACUGGACUUGCUUUAGAAUUUUAAGCAAGUUUUCCUUUUAUAUGAAUUGCAAAUUUCUUAUUUUUUUAAUCACAUGCUAGGAAUAGCACAGUAAUUGAGAAAUAGAACCCUUAUUACUACAAGAACCAUUUUCUGCCACUUCUUAGCUGUCUGGUAUUUCCAUAAGUCUGAGAGCAGAGACUCUGGCACAUGAAAACAUGUUUGAAAGUCGAAUAGUAUGAAAAUUUGAAGUUAUCUCAGUAAAAAGCAACUUUGGAAACUGUGAAUGCUAUUUAGCUUAUAUAAAUAUUUAAAAAUACCUCAAGCUAUACUGAAAGGGUUGCAGUUUGGUUAGGACUGGAAAUAUUUUGUUUGUUGUCUCACAUGGUGUAUCUUUAGUUUUGGUACCUCUGUUUUAAUUUCUUCUGCUCUUUGGGAAAAAAAUUUUGCAAAUUUAAGCCUGGAUUCUAAAUAAUAUCAAAUCUACCUAAACCUCAAGUCUAUGUUAAAGUAGCUUGCCUGCUGUUAAAUAAGCUAUGAAAUUAAGGUAUUCUGACUUGCUCUGAUGUCGAGGGGACUUCUGGGAACAAAUGCUAACAGUGUGUUUAGAAUCAAUAUGUGAGAUGAAGAGGAUCCUGUUCCCAAGGGCAGAGCUGUUCAGAAAUCAGGCAUUUCUUCUAUUUAAGUUUAUGACAUUGUUCCCCUUGCAUUUGCAGUGUGUUUUAUUAUACUUAAGUAGCCAAAAAGCACCCCAAAUUUCUGAAUUUGUUUAAAUUGUAACAAUAAAGUAAAAUAGAAUACAUCAAAGACAUUCUUGAAAUUUUAACUUAGAAUUUUUCUGACUUCUGGAAUUGUUAGCACUAGGACCUGAUAUUUAAACAAAGUCUUAUUGGGCAUGUUAUCAAGUGGCAACUACAGGUAUAAAGUUGAGGAAAGGGGUAAAACUGUUUAUAUUCCUGAAGAAAAUAUCUAUUUCUGAUAGAAACAAUCACUUAAAUUGGUUUAUGAAAUUUAUUAGUCUUAAAAGGUUAAAGUACUUAUACAAAGAACCAAGUCCUACAUUUCCAAAACUUUCUGGUAAAACUUUGCAUAUAUGAAUUUAUCUUAGUAUGCUCCCCAUUAACACACCCAUUAUUUUUUUCCAUUUACAUAUAAUCAUAAGAAAGCUAUUAGUUUGAGGACC